This is a messenger RNA of Leopardus geoffroyi (Geoffroy's cat), 2134 nucleotides long. It is a transcript of the gene CSF3, whose product is annotated as colony stimulating factor 3. The record is from RefSeq and is a predicted model, not a curated record. Gene Ontology annotation, cellular component: extracellular region. Gene Ontology annotation, molecular function: growth factor activity; cytokine activity. Bases 695 to 1282 code for a protein of 195 amino acids. NCBI's taxonomy places the organism in Eukaryota, Metazoa, Chordata, Mammalia, Carnivora, Felidae. Gene Ontology annotation, biological process: immune response; positive regulation of myeloid cell differentiation; positive regulation of cell population proliferation. The transcript is spliced from 6 exons.
UCCUACACUUGCACGUGCUCUCUUGCUCUCACUUUCGCUCUCACUCUCUCUCAGUAUAAGUAAGCUUUAAAAAAAAAAAAAGGUUCCAUGGUUAAGAGUUUAAGACUGUGGCACAGGGCAGACCUUGGUUCUGCUACUUGGGUAGGUUACUUAACCUCUUCAAGGUCAUAUUCAUCUUCUAUAAAAGGGGAAAUGGUUCUAGUACCUUCCUCCUGGGCUUGUUGAAAGGAAUACACUCAAUAAUGUAUGGAGAGUGUGCGGCACAACAUCUGAAGCCAGCUGAGCCCUCUGGAGAUUCUUUGGGGGACAGUAAAGGGGCACGUUUUGCAAAUGAGUCUCCUGACCUCCACAGUUCUAAACCCACCCCUCUGCUCCCACAGAGCUGGGCAUAUACCUGGUCUCAGUCAGUGCUUGGUUGCCAACUGCCUAGCCUGAGGUGGACAGGAGACCAGAGGCAAGAUGUGAACAGAUCGGCACGUGAAGUCCCUGCCAGCGGUGGCCACCAGGGGGCACCCCAGCCCCAGAGGUGGCCUCACCCAGGCAGACACACCUACUCCUCAUCCAAAGAAAUCUGUUCCUUGGCCUGAGGCCUCCAUGGGCUUAUGUAUAAAGGCCCUCUGGAGCUGAUCCCUGCCAGAGCCCAGAGCCUGCAGACCCACCCAGACCUCCUGCUAAGCCUGCUGCCCAGAGCCCCAUGAAGCUGACCGUCCUGCAGCUGCUGCUGUGGCACAGCGCACUCUGGAUGGUGCAAGAAGCCACCCCCUUGGGCCCUACCAGCUCCCUGCCCCAGAGCUUCCUGCUCAAGUGCUUAGAACAAGUGAGGAAGGUCCAGGCUGAUGGCACAGCGCUGCAGGAGAGGCUGUGCGCCGCCCACAAGCUGUGCCACCCUGAGGAGCUGGUGCUGCUUGGGCACGCUCUGGGCAUCCCCCAGGCUCCCCUGAGCAGCUGCUCCAGCCAGGCCCUGCAGCUGACGGGCUGCCUGCGUCAACUCCACAGUGGCCUCUUCCUCUACCAGGGCCUCCUGCAGGCCCUGGCAGGGAUAUCCCCCGAGUUAGCCCCCACCCUGGACAUGCUGCAGCUGGACAUCACCGACUUUGCUAUCAACAUCUGGCAGCAGAUGGAAGACGUGGGGAUGGCCCCUGCAGUGCCGCCCACCCAGGGCACCAUGCCAACCUUCACCUCGGCCUUCCAGCGCAGGGCAGGAGGCACCCUGGUUGCCUCCAACCUGCAGAGCUUCCUGGAGGUGGCAUACCGUGCUCUGCGCCACUUCACCAAGCCCUGAGCAAAACCCUCCCCCACGAGUGUAUUUACCUUUAUUUAAUAUUUAUGCUUAUUUAAACCUAAUAUUUAAAGACAAGAAAGAGCAGAAAGGAGCCCUGGACUCUUGGGUCCUUCCUGCCACCUCUGAGUUUCAUUCUCCUGCUUGUAGCAGGGAGAAAAUCUGUCCCCGGGACUGGGAGGCGGAUAGGUAAAUACCACGUAUUGAUUUCUAUGACUGCUCCCUGGCCUGGCUCUGUGGUGGGCACUGGGGAAGAACCCCAGUGAACCCCUUAGCCCAAGGGUACCCACCUUGAGGCCCUCGGAAGCAUCAGGAAGUCUCCCAAGUGGGAGACAAGACAACCCUGUUUAAUAUUUAAACAGCAGUGUUCCCCUACCGGGUCCUCCCUCGCUCUGGCCUCACCAAAGUGGCUGGCACAUGCCAGGUGGGCUAGGCCUUGCUUCUCACGUCCCCUUCCCUACACAGUAAAGCCCGCAGAGGCAGCCAGAGCCGGAAAGCUUGACCCUGGGGUCCCACGAAUUUGCUGGGGAAUCUAGUUUUCAAGAUGUUUUGGAGAAUAUUUUGACUUCCAGUAUGGGGAGCCCAGGCAUGGCUGACAUUUCUCAUCUUUCUGGAUGCCUCGUAGCAACAAUGACAGGCUCCUAAUGCCUGCCCCACCCUCACCAAGGUCAGGAUUCUGACUCCUCAAGGGCCGGGCAGAGAGUCACUUACCGGCCUCGCUGGAGGGGGACUGGGAGUGCGGGGCCUGUGUGAUGGAGUGAGAGGAACGUUCAACUCUUCACCCUCCACCUCUGCCCCCACUUUCUCACUGUAGCCAAACUGUGAUAAUAAAGUGUUUUGUUUGUCUCCAGUAAA